AUGUCAAAAACACGAGUCGCUCCUGUGAAAACACAUACUAUUCCUAGAUUGGAAUUAUGUGGAGCUCUACUACUGUCAAAGUUGUAUAAAGUUAUUAUACCUCUGUUUGGAAAAAGUAUCUCCAAUGUAAGACUGUGCUCUGACGCAAAGUUGGUGUUGAACUGGCUAAAAACGCCAGCUUACAAGCUCAAGACUUAUAUAAGCAAUCGAGUUACACAAAUACUCGAAUUAACCUCUCCAGAAAACUGGUUUCAUGAACCUACUGAAUCGAACCCAGCUGAUUUAGCCUCAAGAGGGCUUGCUGCACAAGAUAUUGUUGAAAACUCACUCUGGUGGAACGGACCUCCAUCUCACCAUGUCCAAUUCAAGGAUUUGCCAAUCUCAAGGGUCGACAAAAUUGUUGAUGAGUCUGAACUGAAGCCAUCAGUGUCAAUUCUCACUACUACUGUAGUAAAUAAACCACACGCUCUUGAAUGUUUCAAGAAAUACUCCAAUAUACACAAGGCAACACGUGUAUUUGCCUAUGUGUUGCGAUUCAUAGAAAAUUGUAAACUGAAAAAAGUAAGGGAACACAAUCUUCGCAGCCAUACAGCACUACGCGCUCGCGCUGCUCCACCUCCGCCGUCUGUUGCCGAGUGUCGAUCGGCUCUCUUGUGUAUCGUGAGGUUGACACAGGCCUUCUAUUUUGCGGAAACAUUGAAGCUUCUCAGCAAGGGAGAAACUCCACCUCAAGAACUGCUCUCUAUUUCGCCUUUCGUCGAUUCUUCCGGUCUUCUCAGGGUGGGUGGACGCCUCCGCAACUCCAGCCUUCCGUAUGACAGCCGUCAUCCACUCUUGUUGCCAAAGUUAUCUCAUUUAAGCACUCUGAUUUGUGAUCAGACUCACAGAGAUAAUCUUCACGUCAGACCUCGCACAACUCAGUCACUAGUGGCUCGCAAAUAUUGGAUUAUAUCAGCGCGCAACCUCAUAAGGAGCAGAUUGCAUCAUUGUGUCCGUUGUACUCGCAUGCGAGCUCAACCUCAGCAGCCAAUCAUGUCGGAUCUUUCCCAUUUUCGUGUGAACGCCUCAUCUGUAUUCGUCCAUGUGGGAGUUGACUUCGCUGGCCCCUUCAAUACGAAGUGCAGCUCACUCAAAAAACCGAGAGUGUAUAAGGGCUAUCUUGCAUUGUUCAUAUUAUGCUUAGCGGUGAAAGCUGUUCAUUUGGAAUAUGUAUCGGAGCUGACCACUGAAUCGUUUCUUGCCGCUUUCGAUAGAUUCACAUCCUGUAGAGGCCUACCUUCUCACGUAUACUCUGACAACGGAUUGAACUUCGUUGGAGCUGCUAGAAAAUUAUCAGAUAUCUCGAAAUUCUUGGCUGACAGUGAGACUGACAUUUUUUAUGCUCUUGUACAACGUGAAGUAACCUGGCACUUCAAUCCACCUAGCGCACCCAAUUUCGGCGGUAUUUGGGAAGCAAAUAUUAAAUCAGCGAAAACACUGUUGAAAAUUCAAAUUGGUGAUAAUCCAAUGACAAUGGAGGAAUAUUUCACAGUGUUCUCUCGUAUUGAAUCAAUUAUGAAUAGUCGUCCUCUAUUGGAGCGUUCACAGGACCCCAACGAGACUUCACCUCUGCUGACACCCGGUCACUUUCUUAUCGGCCGACCGUUGCUACAAGCUGUGGAGAUCCCGCUGGAUACUACCACCCCCGUACGGCAGCGAUGGACUCAUCUACGCCGAAUUGUGCAGACGUUUUGGAAUCGAUGGAGUACAGAAUAUCUACAUACGCUCAUGCAGCGAAACAAGUGGAAGACCCCCUCAGAACCCUUGAAAGUGGGUCACAUAGUGCUUAUCAAGAAUACGAGUACCGCGCCCACAUUGUGGCCUCUAGGCAUAGUCGAACAAAUAUUUCCCGGACAAGACCAAGUAGUAAGAGUGGCAUUGAUUCGCACCGCCUGCGGCCACCUCACGCGACCUGUAAACAAACUCAUAGUGUUGCCAAUAGCUUAA
Molecule: messenger RNA, 1986 nt
Organism: Nilaparvata lugens (brown planthopper)
Lineage: Eukaryota; Metazoa; Arthropoda; Insecta; Hemiptera; Delphacidae
Exons: 1
Coding region: 1-1986 (661 amino acids)
Biological process (GO): DNA integration
Molecular function (GO): nucleic acid binding
Source: RefSeq, a predicted model, not a curated record